AUGUCUGAUGCCCUUAGAAAUGAAGCAACUGAGCGUCUACACAUUGAUUACGAAAAGCUCGUAAAGGAUGUAGACGGGCUCCUGAAAGAGGUGAAAGCUCUACAACAUGAGAACAAUCCUGACUUGUCGUCACAAGUGGCAGCCCUUCAAAAGCAAUACGCUGCUCUUGAAAGCGCGAUCAAAACCCUCACUCGUUGUCCAAGAAUGGAAGACCUUCAUACACCCGACUCUACAGCCGCGGACAUCCCGGUACGGCGCUACUAUUUCGGUCGUCCACUGAAUAGGGAUGCUGAUUACUCGGACGAUGAAGCAGAUGAACGUUUCGCGAUUACACGUUGUCUUAUGGACGAUUCAGAUAUAUACGAUGGGCUUCUACAGGAAGCUAAGGAGAACCAGGAGGAGGAACGUGCUGAAGCUGUUGCGCCUCCGUGUUGCUCAUACCUCACUGACGCGACGAAACGACUGGGAGCCUCUCUGAUCGCUACUCAUUCAGCCACCUACCACAGUCCAACAGGACGUGCAACAAGAGAUGAGAUCAAGGCUUUCCAUACAGCUAAAUGCAACCGGAUAAAAUACGUCCAUCGUCGUUCCAUCCUCCAGCACAUGCAUGCUCGCGACUGCCUACCAUGGGAACUUCGCGACAUGAUAUAUGGCUACGUCUUCGAAAAUUCAUGCGUUCAGCUUGAUGCGGAGCAUUUGGAGCACGCAUGUUCCACUAGUCAUUCCCAAAAGUCUUACAGGCAACUGAUAGACUUCAAAUUCUUCGCUGCCGAUACCGGGAUAAAGAACGAGCUGGCUGAAAUGUGGUACAAGAUGACGACCUUCUGGACCACAGAUCCCAGCACGAUCAGUUCUUGCCUCUCUCGGUUUAAAUGGAGUGCUGUUCUAGAGGCUAAGCCAUUCGGCCUGAUCCGAAACGUCGAAAUCUGGAUACCUGUUGAUGUCACUCAAGGAAUUCUCGAAGAGACCCCCGAUUUGGCAAGAGCUGAUCCUCUAUUCCAGCUUCAUGAGACUACAACCAUUAGGUUCGCUCUAGGAGGUCCCGAUUCCAUGGACAAUACUUUCCCAGGCCGCGGCGUGCCUUACUACAACGCAGAGGAUUAUGCGGAGAACAUAGAGUAUCUGUUCCCACUCUUUGCGAAUCUGAGAGCUGCGGGAUACAAGGUCAUAGUGGGACCAGACUGGAACCGGAGGGUCGUGUUUGAGCCGGAUAUCACCCAGGAAACAAUGAUCGAGAUGAUAUUCUGGGCUCUAGCUGAGCAGAACCGUCUUUGGGGUGGGACGUCAUGGCUACAGUAUCGUAUACACGGCUCUUGA
Messenger RNA from Alternaria hordeiaustralica, 1317 nucleotides. RefSeq lists its product as uncharacterized. Lineage: Eukaryota; Fungi; Ascomycota; Dothideomycetes; Pleosporales; Pleosporaceae. The transcript has 5 exons. The record is from RefSeq and is a predicted model, not a curated record. The coding region runs from base 1 to 1317 and encodes 438 amino acids.